UUUUAUUAAAAAAUAUUUAUUUUUUCAAGUAAAAAUCAACAAAGACCAAACAUGCCUUUUCCUGGAGAUACUAAGAUAUGUGCCGAAAGGGAAUUUAUAAGAACAGAUAACUUUGAGGAUAAAUUUGAAGUGGCAUGGAAGUUUGCAGUUCCAUAUAUUAAUGAAAGUCUAGAUGAUCAAGGAAGCAAGUCAGUUGUUGAUUCAAUACAUUGGCGUACAACUGGUAACGAUGAAUACACAGCUACUUUAAAAAAUAAAGAUUAUUUAUGCAAAUCAAUUGAGGCAUACACCAAGAGUAUUGCUUAUGCACCAGUUGGAUCCACUGAAUUAUCAUUGGCUUAUGCAAAUCGUUCAGCUGUAUUAUGCAAAGCAAGACUCUAUGAAGAUUGUCUUGUUGAUAUUGAACGUGCAUUAACAUCAGGCUAUCCAGACAAUUUAAAAACAAAGCUAUUUGUUCGUCAAGCAUGGUGCUUCAAAGCCUUGAAACCAGACUACGAUAUUGAUUCAAGUAGUUCAAUAGCCAAUGCAAUGCAAUGGCUACCUAAUUUGAAAGAAAACAACCCAAAUUAUAACAUAGAACAUGAACAUUCAAAAAUGAUGAAUGAACUUGGUGCACCACGUGAUAUUAUUAAAUUUUUACCAGAAAUAAAAAAAGCUAAUUCGAUAAUUGUUGAUGGAUCUGAUGCAAUCGAUUUAAAAAUAACAAAUACUGGUCAACAUAUUAUUGCUAAAAAAAUGAUUAAAUCUGGUGAAUUUAUUUACAUUUCUGAGCCAUUUUCAGCAACUGUUAUCGAUGAAUUACGUUUUACAAAUUGUUGGCAUUGUUGUCGUCGAACUUUGACUGGUGUACCAUGUGAUAAUUGUCCAGCUAUUAUUUAUUGCUCUGACACAUGUAAAAAAAAAGCAUGGGAUAGCUAUCAUAAUAUUGAAUGUUUAGUAUUAGGACAACUUUUAAAGAUUGACAAAAUUAAUAUAGCAGAUUUAUUAGCAAUAAAAACUUUUUUAAAAGCACUCAACUCUGUAGAUAGUUUGAGUGAAUUAAAUGAACAAAUAGACAAUAUUGACUCGAUAAAAAAUACAGGAUUCAUGUUUUCUCAUGGAAAACUUGAUGCUAAUUCUAUUGAUAAUUAUCGUUAUCUUGAUUAUUUUAAAGCAACAUCAACUGAGUGUACAUUCGAAUCAGCAUUACUUGCUGUAUUGGUUGUUGCAAUUUUUGGUCAAAAAACAGAAAUAUUAGGUAAAAAAAUGACACUGAAAGAUUUGACUGAGAGUAAAAUAAAAAAUAUAUUCAAUUUGGGAAAAUUAAUAUUGCGAUAUACGAUGGUUGUUCGUCGUAAUUCUCCACAUUUUAUAGAAACAGAAACUGAGGAUUCAUCUGUAUCGUCAAGUGUCAUGAUACCAUUUUGUAGAUUAUUAAAAAAAAGCUGUGAUCCUAAUGUUGAUUGGACUUAUGUGGGUUCAAAUGUUGGAUUUUAUGCUAUCAAACCAAUCAAGCAGGGAAAACAGAUACUUUUGAGUACUGCUGGUUCAUAUCAUCUGACUCCAAGAAUCGAUCGGUAUAUACGAUUAGCACCCACUACAACUGAUUAUAUACCAUGUAAAUGUAAAGCAUGUGAUGAAAACUGGCCAACUAUACAAUUCCUUCAAUCUUACGAGAGUAUGUCGUCAAACAAGAUAAGAAUGUUGUCAAAAAAAAUAAAGGCAGAACUUGAUUCCAUGAUGCAAGAAUUUAAAGAGUGCCAAGAACUCUUUGAAGAAGGAGAUAAUACAAAAUUAUUAACGAUUAAAGAUACUUUGAGUAGCAUUAAUGACAAGUUCCAUCACUACAUCAAUGUUCCCUGCAAAGAAAUAUCACACUUGUAUUUAUUAUUAAAAAAAUUGUACGUCCGUUUACAUACAGUUCAUGAUACUCUCGAGUAAUUAUUUAUCAACAGAACA
Molecule: messenger RNA, 1938 nt
Organism: Aphidius gifuensis
Lineage: Eukaryota; Metazoa; Arthropoda; Insecta; Hymenoptera; Braconidae
Product: SET and MYND domain-containing protein 4-like
Exons: 5
Coding region: 52-1920 (622 amino acids)
Molecular function (GO): protein binding
Source: RefSeq, a predicted model, not a curated record